Clunio marinus is the source of this 654-nucleotide messenger RNA. NCBI's taxonomy places the organism in Eukaryota, Metazoa, Arthropoda, Insecta, Diptera, Chironomidae. The record is from the annotation of a GenBank genome assembly.
AAGUAUUUCUCAAAAAUCAGCUGCAAAAAAUUCUUCUCGAAUAUGAAACUUUUACGUGUCUCAAUUGUGAUUUUUUUAAUGAAAGUUCUGAUCUCAAAUGCUCGUUCUACACUUCGUGUCGAAAUUAAUGAAGCUUCACAAUUUAUUAAUUUGCCGAAAAUUCAAAAAAUUACACGCGAGUAUUUCGAGAAUGACUUGGCAGUUCAGAACUUGCUCGACUACCUCCAAAGUGAAGAGUUUACAUCAGCUUGGAAUGUUUUCAUGACAUCUUCAGAAGUUGAAGAUAUUCUGCAAUGGAUUAAGUAUCAUGGUGUCAACACUGACAAAGAAAUCGAACUUCUGUCACAUGAGAUUGAAAAGAUUAAACCGAUUAAUAGUCAAAACGAAUCAAUUCAAACUUUCUCCAUCAAAUCAUUCAGUGACGAAUUGAAAUCUCUCAUAAAUUUCAAGUCACUAAAUGCCACUAUUGAUGAGCUUCUUAAAGAUGAAAACGAUUUUGCUCAUCUUUAUUUGAUUCUCACUGUUAGUCGACGAUCGUUAGAGAAUCUUUUUCAAAGAGAAGAAAUUUUGCGAUCAAUUGAAAGUCUUAAGCGACUUGGUGUCGAUAUGGAAGCUUUAAAAGCAGAACUUUAUGAAAUUUUACGAUGGGAAUAA